Messenger RNA from Anguilla rostrata (American eel), 1604 nucleotides. It is a transcript of the gene foxq2, whose product is annotated as forkhead box Q2. NCBI's taxonomy places the organism in Eukaryota, Metazoa, Chordata, Actinopteri, Anguilliformes, Anguillidae. Gene Ontology annotation, molecular function: DNA-binding transcription factor activity, RNA polymerase II-specific; RNA polymerase II cis-regulatory region sequence-specific DNA binding. The transcript has 2 exons. Gene Ontology annotation, biological process: anatomical structure morphogenesis; regulation of transcription by RNA polymerase II; cell differentiation. The coding region runs from base 291 to 1100 and encodes 269 amino acids. The record is from RefSeq and is a predicted model, not a curated record.
GGAGAUGAACCCUGACAUGUUCUGACCGCCUAUAAUAGCACGGGGCCACGUUUAGACCGAUGUUCAUCCUUGGAACGCCGGCAAGACGCAAUACGGGGUCCUGCUCUGACUUGCAAUACCCUGUGAAGGGAAGAGCCAUUAUCAGUGGAAAAACAACAUCGCAUUUUUAAAGUAACAACUAACCUGAAAGUAGCUGUUGUUGUUGUUCCACAGCGUAGGGUAGGUAAGAGCCGUGUCGACUUGCAGAUAGACACUUGUGUGUGUGUGCGCUGAGCCGUUUGGCACCUGAGAUGGAAAAAUCAGCCGGGACAGCGGAGAGCGCAGGCGGCAGCGGUGGACGGGAGCGUCUGGGAAUGCGCUUCACCAUCGACUACCUGCUGUUCAACAAGGGGCGGGACGGCCCCGGAGGGCAGCCCGAGGCACGGGCCCACCCAGCGGACGCACAGCCGCCCCGUGGCGUAAACGGCGAGCCGGGCCCGGGGAGCCCAAAAGAGAGCUUCAGCCUGGGGCUGGGGAGCCGGGGGAGCCUGGGGAAAGGAGCUGAGGGAUCGGAAGAGAGGAACGAGGGAAACGAGGAAGGAGGACAGGGGAGCGCCGGCUCAGACGACCCCCAGGACAAGCCGAGCCAGUCCUACAUCGCCCUCAUAUCAAUGGCCAUCUUGGCCUCCGGAGAGAAGAAGCUGUUGCUGUGCGAUAUCUACCAGUGGAUCAUGGACCACUACCCGUACUUCAAGAGUAAGGAUAAAAACUGGAGGAACAGCGUGCGCCACAACCUCUCCCUGAACGAGUGCUUCGUCAAGGCGGGCCGCAGCGACAACGGCAAGGGCCACUUCUGGGCCGUCCACCCCGCCAACCUGCCCGACUUCUCCAGGGGGGACUACCACCGCCGUCGCCGCACCCGCCGAAGGAUUCGGCGAGCGGUGGGGCAGAUCCAGUGCCCCGUGCCUCCGCCCGUCUACCACCCCGUCCCCCGCUCGCGGGACACCCCGCUAUGGGGGCUCCCUCCGGACCGUCCCCUCUCCUGUGUCCCAGCCGGCGUGUACUGGAGCUGGGCCACUCUACCGGCCCCCCACAUCCCACCCUACCUCUCUCUUAUCUGAACAAGCCCUUUACCGCUAUACUAUCUUGGUGCGCAUUUCUCCGCUCUUUGCUCCUUCCUGUUGGCUUGGGAGAACAGCUACAUUUGAAUGCACUGUACUGGACACUGUGAUAUUUCAGCAGUACUGUACAGCGAUACUGUGAUCCCAAAGAUUUAUAUAAUGCUGCUGUGUUAUUUUUCCUAAAAGUUAAUACUGAAAGGUACUGUGUUAGCUUCUGUUAUCCUGGCAGAAAUAAGCGUCCCAAAUCUUGAACAAGAUUUAGUUUCAGUUGUUUCAUGUUUUACAUGUUGAUGUUUGUUUCUCUUGUGUACUAUAUGUAAUGUUAAUGUUAUUGAAUAUAAUGCUGUAAAUAACUUGUAAAAUACAAAAUUGUACUUAUAUUUUAUAAAAUAUGACUAAUAAAAUUUUUAAAAUUUUCUAUUUCAUUUCAUUCUGUUAAUCUAUGUCAUUGUAUAGAUUAGAUCAAUUACCUGCACCAGUUUGAUCAAAUAUGAGGUCAUUUCA